Molecule: messenger RNA, 1290 nt
Organism: Ramularia collo-cygni
Lineage: Eukaryota; Fungi; Ascomycota; Dothideomycetes; Mycosphaerellales; Mycosphaerellaceae
Exons: 1
Coding region: 1-1290 (429 amino acids)
Source: RefSeq, a predicted model, not a curated record
AUGAUUUUGAAGUUGGRGCGUUGGUUGAAACAACGCCGUGAACACGCCAUCCUCCCCAACGACUCACCCACAGUGUCGUUCGAUGGCGGCUCAGUAGACGACGCUUUGGUCAGGGACCAAGACACGUUUACUGGUCGAGGCUUCUUGGAAGGCAGUUCGGCGCCCGAUGUCGACGCCAACAGCGACGACGCUGCGCUUCUUKCGMUUCAGAGCGAGCGGAUUUGGAGAGACGUGAUGCGUGUUCAUAACAGUGCCACUGCAAUUGGACUGUACCAGCUAAGCCACUCCGAUCCUGACUCCCUUCUCAACGGAUGGCAUCGCGUUGGGUUCUACGGCGAGGAUACUGUCGGUAGAAGAGGCAUGGCCGACGGGAUCUCCUAUUCCGCAAGCACGACAACUUAUUACUUUGAGCCUUUGGAUGACGACGAGCCAUUGACGCAGCCGUUGCGCAACGAAGGCGUCGCAAAUGAUGAGUCGGCGGCCGAAGCCACAGAGCAUCAGUCAAGCGGGAAAGUUUUGAAGCGCAAGUCUGCAGUCGUGGAAGAUUCAGACGACGAAUUCAUGAGUCCUACCAUGGCGUCGGCCACCGCUGCGGCCUUGACCAUGAAUCGCAACUCCAAGCGUCAAGCGCGAUUCAAAAUUCAAAAGCAACUGGAUUCUGAUUCUGAUUCGGAGCUUAGCGAGGAGGAAGAGGCGGUGGAGGAGGAGGAGGAGGAGGAGGAGGAACCUCUCAAAAAGACUGCCGCACAGGUGAAGAAGAUUUCUCGGAGCACCGCCCCAUCAAAGGCGACUAAUACUGUUGGCAAAGCCUCGAGUUCGUCGUCCAAGCCCGCUUCAACCACCCGCGCUCGAUCCAAGCUGGCUGGCCCGAAGAACAACACGACAUCCAACUCGGCCGUCCUGACCGCAUCCACUACCAAGGAGAAAAAGAUGAAGUGGAACUACCGCAUGCGGUUCGUCCUCCACGAGCUCUUUGUACACUCGACAACCAGCAAGGAUGAGAAAGAGAACAUUUUCAACGAAAUCUUUCAAGCCGACCUCACCGCUCGCGGCAUCACACAUCCUAUCGACAUUGAGAAAAUGCGCAAAGCCGAAUCAGAUAAGAAGCGCACGACUAAUCAGACUCGCAUCAUCGCAGACUGCGUCAAGAUCUUGGCGGACGAUGCCACCGACCAGGCGGACGAUGCUGCGGGUGUCCAAGGCGGUGCUGGUCGUGCCACACGCGAUUCGAUCAGAGCUGAGAUCGUGAGUGCAGCUGUACACCACAGCAUCACGUUCGUCAGGACAUGA